Molecule: messenger RNA, 981 nt
Organism: Lotus japonicus
Lineage: Eukaryota; Viridiplantae; Streptophyta; Magnoliopsida; Fabales; Fabaceae
Exons: 2
Coding region: 1-981 (326 amino acids)
Source: RefSeq, a predicted model, not a curated record
AUGGGCCCAGAUUUCAAAUUCAGCCUUGGAAUGGACUUUUCAUCACUACUACAGUUCAAAGAUGCUCUACAUGAUCACUUUGUUACUAAUGGCAGAGAAUUCAAAUACAUGAAAAAUGAUAGCAUAAGGUGUAGGGUAAAGUGCAGAAGUGAGAGUUGUCCAUUUGUCAUCUUAUGCAGCAAGGUUGGCAAUAAAGAGACUUUCAGAAUCAAAACUCUAGUUGGAGAGCACAAUUGUGCAAGAGUGUUUGAUAAUAAGUCAGCUAAUGUGAGGUGGGUGAAGCUGAAGCUGUUGAAUAAAGUGAGUACAAUGAAUAAAAUCAGCACAAAUGAAAUAGUAGAUGACUUCAGAGUUAACCAUGGCACUGGUAUAACCAGAUACAGAGCAUGGAAGGGUAAGCAGCUGGCAAUUGAAGAGGUUGAGGGAGCCAUUGAAAUGCAGUAUACCCUUCUAUGGAGAUUUAGCAAUGAAUUGCGGAAGAGAGCUGCAGGAAACACAUGCAAAAUUAAUUUUGAAUCACCAAGAAGCACUUUGUUUCCUAGAUUCAGCAGAUUUUACAUGUGCUUGGAUUGUUGUAAGAGAGGGUUUCUAGCUGGGUGUAGGCCAUUCAUUGGCUUGGAUGGAUGUCAUCUGAAGACUAAACAUAGAGGAAUCUUGUUGGCUGCAGUUGCUAGAGAUGCCAAUGAGCAGUACUUCCCACUAGCCUUUGCUGUGGUUGAGUCUGAAACAAAAGAUAGUUGGAUGUGGUUUAUGGAGUUGUUGAUGGAUGACAUUGACCCUGAAAGAUCAAGAAGAUGGGUCUUUAUCUCAGAUCAACAAAAGGGUUUGAUGGAGGUUUUCAAAGAAGAUAUGCUACAUGGUUGUGAACAUAGACUAUGUGUGAGACAUCUCUAUGCAAAUAUGAAAACUAAAUUUGGAGGUGGUGUGCUUCUAAGAGAUCUGAUGAUGGGUGCUGCCAAGGCUACAUAUGAAGCUGCCUGA